UGCACACGCCACGGUGUAACACACGAAACUGCCGGCUUAAAGGAACUCUCUGUGCAGUAGAAAGAAGGUGGUGGAAGAAGAGAGGAAGGCGUUCGAAGGCAUAACAGAGAAAGAGAAUCAGCCCAUUCCUUUUGUGUGUUCCACGUAGUUGUAUUUUAGAGGGCGCUAGUAGAGAUAUUUUUGGGCCUGUUUUGAAAGCGUAGUGAAAUUAGAAACAUCUCGAAAGAAUCUAUGGGAUUGUUCGUAUGUACGCGCGUUCGAGGUUAUGUAUAUAGGCGAUCAUGAUCAUUGGUCCUUUUGGAACGGAGGACAAAGAGUUACGAAACACCUAGAAAGACAAGCUGACUUGGACAUUGCGGCAAAUAUCGAUGGAAAUUAUAACAUAUGAGAAAUAUGCGUGACUGAAGCAAUUACAAAGAGCUAUUUUAAGUCGCAUGUAUCUGCUUAAUUGAUAUCUAUUUUCAAUUAAAUGAAAUCAAGAAUAAUUCGAAAAAUGUAAGAGGUACAAUCUAACUCUUUCUUUAAUCAACCGGAAAGUUAUAACUUCACAUUAGGAAGCCAAAAUGUGCAUCGCUCUUUUAUACUAUAAUUUACUUAUAGUUCUUCCAUGUAUACAUACAUCUAUGAAAUCCAGAACAACCUGUUUUCUGUUUCUUUGAAAUUGUCAGCGAGUCUCGAGCUCAUAGGUACAAGACAAAAAAUAUUUCCCAGAUUCUUGGCUUUCCAUCAUUAAUCUCAUGACAAGCAUGGCCAACAGAAAUCUUAGUCGACGACACGAUAAAAUUAGUGAAAAAAUUCAUAAGCUACGCGGCCAAGGAUGACGAUGGCCAGUGCAAAAAUACUGUCAGUGAAACGAGGAUUGCUGCAGCCGCAAGAAUUUUUCGAAAACGACCGUUUUCUUCUUCUUCGCGGGUAGUCCACAACAGAAAACGAGCCGCAAUAAAGUUUACAACGUGGCCCCGCUGACUCUCGUAAAUCAAAAGUAGUCUACUGGCCCAUUGAUCAGCAAUGUCUAUCUCGACAUGUCAAGUUCAUUCUGACGCAACAUCGAGAUCCACGUGGACACUGACCAGGGACGACCAGGGACGAAAGAGGAAUAUCUGAACAAUGAUGAGUUAAACAUUGAUUUCGAUCGGUGUCCACUGGAACGCGUCGGAAAACUACCACCCGAUCGCGAACCACCCCUGCUAUGUGUCAGUAGUAUGCCGACUGUUGUUCCUAUUGCACGAAUUUCCGCUACUCUUAUAAGUAUCUGUGUUAAUUGAAAUAUAUUUGUGCAAAACUAUCAGGAAUUGUUAUAAAUUUAAAAGGAAAAUUGAAGAUGAUAAGAAAAUAUUCACGGAGAACAAGCAGAGGUAAAAAUUGGUGAAGAAGUUUAGGUGAUGAGAUAGUUUUGAACGAUCCAUGAAAUUUCCAUGAAUGUGACGAAUGGUGCUUGUGAAAAAUUCACCACCUUCGCGAGGCGAAAGUCCUCAAAAAGAAAAUGCAAGGAAAGAUAAAGGGAAGAAUCGCGUGUCACGUGGUAAUAGUCCAGCGGAUCAGACUAUUUCCAGAGGAAAUAGCCCAGGAAAAAGCAAUUCUGGUGUCAAAGUAGUCGGGAAAAACAAUUUGACGAAAUCUCGUGGAAGCGAGACUGGUAGUAUUGAGAGACUGAUAGACGGUGAUAAGAGAGUAAUUGCCACCAAACAUUUGCUUCCAGAAAACAACAUAAAUGUUGUCGUCAGAGUUCGUCCACUCAGCAAGAAGGAAAUUAAAACCGGCGAUGAUAUGGCCGUGCAAUUUCCCGGAGAGGGGCAGAUAUACUGCGAAGGAUUUCCGAGUAGCGGGGACAAGAAGGGCAAAUUAUUUUCGUACAACGUGGUGUUCGAGCCCACGGCCACUCAGGAGGACAUCUUACAAUUUUCUGGUGUGAAAAAACUUAUCGAAAUGGCGGUGGAGGGAUUCAGUUGUACCGCGUUCUGUUACGGACAAACUGGAAGCGGGAAAACCCACACACUCACGGGGCCUCCAGAAAUGUUCGAAAAAAUGAAUCCUUAUUCGGAGCAACAUGGCUUGGUCUUCCGGUCUUUCGUUUAUUUAUUUAAAUUGUUGCAAGAACGAGAAGAAUGUAAUUUCGUGUUGAAAGCCUCCUUUUUGGAGAUUUAUAACGAAAAGGUAAUAGAUCUGUUAAAUCCUGGCACAUCGAGGAAACCUUUAAUGGUCCGGUGGAGUAAAAAGACACGAGGCUUUUUUGUCGAAAAUCUUUUCACUGUUGAAUGCGAAGAACUUGAUGAUCUUCUGGCCGUUCUCGAAGAAGGGAUGAGAAAUAGAAAAGUCGGUGCACAUAAUAUGAAUGAUCAUUCUAGCAGAAGUCAUAGUAUCCUCACUGUCAAUAUUACAUCUGAGCAACAGAUGGAUAACAGCGUGUUCAUCUCAAGACAAGGAAAAAUCAAUUUUGUCGACCUGGCUGGAAGUGAAAUGACGAAAAAGACACAAAGUGAGGGGAAAACUUUGGAAGAAGCGAAUAAUAUCAAUAAAAGUCUAAUGGUUCUAGGUUACUGCAUAGCUUCUUUGAGUGAUGGAAAACGUAAGGGUGGACAUAUUCCAUAUCGAGACAGUAAACUAACUAAACUUCUGGCCGAUAGUUUAGCAGGAAAUGGUGUUACUUUAAUGAUCGCUUGUAUUUCACCAGCUAAAUCGAACGCAAGCGAAACUUUGAAUACUUUGAGAUAUGCAGCGAGAGUAAAAAAAAUCCGAACAAAACCUAUUGUGGUAAUGGAUCCUCGAGAAGCUCUAAUCCUUAGUCUGAAACGGGAGGUAGGAGCCUUACAAACGGAAAAUGAACAUCUUCGAGCAGCUCUUCAUUUAAAUAGUGAUGCCUCAAAUAUAAUUCGUAGCGAAUCUAAAGCUGAAAGAAAAAUACCAUUGACACCUCCAGUAGUAGAUUUAAAUAAACUAUCUGAAAUGGAACGAUCUGAAUUAAGUCAACUGAUUCAUGCAUACAUUACCGAGAAUGAAGCUCUUCGUCGAGAAAAUGCAGAAUUAUAUGCUACAAGAGAGCAAGUGAUACGGGAUCAAGAACUUGUUUGCAGAGAAAACGAGAGGUUACUGAAGAAACUCGAAGAUGUCAACUCGUUUUAUCACUGCAGAGUAUGUUGUCGAUCCCCAAUCAUACCUGCCAGACCUACAUAUUCAGCGGAAAUGCUAAACGAUAGUAAUAACGAAAAUGCACCUGGCGCAACCAAUGUUUGGACCAAUCCUAACGUAGAACCUACUCCUCUUUCGAGUGAUAUGAUCAGACAUGGAUUAUACAGAUCUGCAAGUAGUAUGCCAGAGAAAAUACAAAAAGAAUUAGAUAAACGAAGAAUUGUAGGAAGCUAUAAUAAUAUAGUAGAAGCAUACAAAGACAAGAGUCAUCACCGUAGACACAAUUCAUGGGAUAAUGGAAACGGCAUGACGAGAAUGAGUCCGGAUCAAUCCAUGUCACCGAUAGAUAUUAAUCAGUAUAAAAAGACGAGCGUACGUCGCACCUCGACAGUCCCUGAAGAACGUAGAUCAUCGCAAACCAAUGAUCUUUUGGGCGAAUCAAUUCAACCAAUUGACCAUUCGUAUAACGAAUCCCCAGAUUCAAUUCUUAGCGGUUCUUUAGAAAUGAUGAACUCAACGCCGAACACAACUGAAUCAGAGAUGCCAACAAUACCAUUUCCGGCAGUAACGCACAUUUUGACACCGUUGAAUAUUUCAGAAUUUGAAGAUCAUUCGCCAAAGACAUCAAAAAAAUCUAAGGAAAAAGAAGAUGAAACUAUUCAACGAGCGUUUGGAAGUCCAAUUCCUAUUGACGAAGAUAAACCACUUUAAACACUCUAAUCAAUAAGUACAUAAUUGAUGAUGAAUUUUAAUCGUAAUGAUCUGAAAUAAAUCAAAAUUAAAUCAUUUGUGAAAAUGAAAAUAAAAAAAUGAAUUGGAAAAAAAUAUAUGUAUAUAUAUGAAAAUUAAUUAA
Messenger RNA from Apis laboriosa (Himalayan honeybee), 3979 nucleotides. RefSeq names its product kinesin-like protein KIF12 (gene Klp54D). The transcript has 21 exons. Gene Ontology annotation, molecular function: ATP binding; microtubule binding; microtubule motor activity. The coding region runs from base 1429 to 3837 and encodes 802 amino acids. Gene Ontology annotation, biological process: microtubule-based movement. The record is from RefSeq and is a predicted model, not a curated record. Lineage: Eukaryota; Metazoa; Arthropoda; Insecta; Hymenoptera; Apidae.